This is a messenger RNA of Drosophila serrata, 1667 nucleotides long. It is a transcript of the gene Cyp6a21, whose product is annotated as Cytochrome P450 6a21. The record is from RefSeq and is a predicted model, not a curated record. NCBI's taxonomy places the organism in Eukaryota, Metazoa, Arthropoda, Insecta, Diptera, Drosophilidae. Gene Ontology annotation, molecular function: oxidoreductase activity, acting on paired donors, with incorporation or reduction of molecular oxygen; heme binding; iron ion binding.
UUAACAGGUGUACUCGCUUAUCGCAGUGUUUAUAUCGCCUGAAUCAUCAUGGCCGUUGGAAGUAUUUUAUUGGCGGCUUUGCUGGCGCUGGUUGGCUAUCUGCUGGUGAAAUGGCGCAACACCUUGAGACACUGGCAGGACCAGGGUAUUCCCUGCGAGGAGCCCCAUAUCCUAAUGGGAAAUAUGAAGGGUGUGCGCACCAAGAAAUCGUUCAGUGAGGUGUGGAUGGAACACUACCAGAAAUUCAGAGGUACUGGCCCCUUCGCCGGUUUCUAUUGGUUCCGGCGACCGGCUGUCUUCGUCCUGGAACCCUCUCUGGCCAAGACCAUCCUGAUCAAGGAGUUCAAUAAGUUCACUGACCGCGGCUUCUUUCACAACGAAGACGAUGAUCCGCUGUCGGGUCAGCUGUUCCUGCUGGAUGGCCACAAGUGGCGGUCCAUGAGGAACAAACUGUCGUCCACUUUUACGUCCGGCAAAAUGAAGUACAUGUUCCCCACGGUGAUAAAGGUGGCCCAUGAGUUCACCGAUGUCUUUGGCCAAAUGGUGGACAAGUCCCCAGCCAUAGAGGUGCGAGAGCUCUUGGCCAGGUUCACCACGGAUGUGAUCGGAACCUGUGCCUUUGGCAUCGAAUGCAGCAGCCUGAAGGAUCCCGAGGCUGAGUUCCGCGUGAUGGGCAGACGAUCCCUUACAGAGCAGCGCCACGGAAUUCUCGGUAUAAUGUUCAUCAACAGUUUUCCCAAACUGGCACGUCGCCUGCACAUGAAAAUGACGGCAGAGCCCAUCGAAAAGUUCUUCAUGCGCAUCGUCAGGGAAACGGUGAGCUUCAGAGAGCAGAACAAUAUCCGACGCAACGACUUCAUGGAUCAGUUGAUCGAUUUGAAAAAUAAACCACUAAUUACCUCCGAAAAGGGGGAGAGCGUUAAUCUAACAAUCGAGGAGAUCGCUGCUCAGGCGUUUGUAUUCUUCAACGCCGGGUUCGAGACCUCGUCAACGACAAUGGGAUUCGCCCUGUACGAGUUGGCUCAACAUCAGGACAUUCAGAGCCGUGUAAGGGAGGAGGUCCUGAGGAUCAGUGAAAAGUAUGGCGGAGAGUUGUCCUAUGAAAGUGUCAAGGAGCUGGUCUAUGUCGAUCAGGUGAUUUCUGAGACCCUUCGCCUCUACACAGUGCUUCCGGUACUGAAUCGCGAGUGCCUGGAGGACUUUGUGGUUCCCGACAAUCCGAAGUAUGUGAUCAAGAAGGGCAUGCCCAUCCUCAUUCCCGCUGGAGCUAUGCAUCGUGACGAGCGAUUUUAUCCCAAUCCGAACACCUUCGAUCCGGACAACUUUUCGCCUGAACGCGUCAAGGAGCGAGAUUCCAUUGAGUGGCUGCCCUUUGGCGAAGGUCCUCGCAACUGCAUUGGAAUGCGCUUUGGCCAAAUGCAAGCCCGCAUUGGCCUGGCCCUUCUGAUGAAGGACUUUAAGUUUUCCGUCUGUGAGAAGACCACGAUUCCCAUGAAGUACCACAAGGAGAUGUUCCUUGUCAGCAGCGAGUCUGGUAUUUACCUCAAAGUUGAACGCGUUUGAGUCAUUCAUUUAUAAUCAGCCAUAUAAAUGUACAUAAGUAUAUACAUUUGUAGCGCCACUUGAGAAUUAACUGGUAAUAAACGAUUUUGAUUGCAUCAUAUAAA